AUGGAAACCAUGAUCAAUGAAGGUCCAUACCAAUCUAUUUCGCAAGAUCCCACUAGCAUUGAAGCAUUAAAGAUUGAGAAUAUUUGCAACAAAUUAACUUCGGCACAACGUCUUACAAAGACUACUGCAGAAAUGUUGAAUGUGAAGAAUCCUACUCCCCCUAUCAUUUAUGGGACACCAAAAAUUCAUAAACCCAAUGUUCCUCUAAGACCCGUGGUAGACUUCAGAAAUUCACCUACGUACAAUAUGGCAAAAUAUUUAUCGCAAAUAUUAAAAGAGUUAGCCAAAGGACACAAAUACACGUUGAAAAACUCAACAAAAUUUAUUGAAGAGAUCCGCAAUAUUAAAUUAAGACCUGGAGACAUGAAGGUUUCGUAUGACGUGGUUUCACUUUUCACGAAGGUGCCUAUCCCAGAAACACUAAUAUAUAUUGAAAAAUUACUGAAGAAAUACAAGGACUUGGACAAAUUGACAACAUUAACCGUUCAGGACAUUAUGGAAUUACUCGAGAUUUGUUUGUCCUCCACAUAUUUCAAAUACAACGGUCAAUAUUAUCGUCAAAAGGAAGGUGCAGCAAUGGGAAGUCCACUAUCACCAAUAAUAGCAGAAUUAUUUUUACAAAUGCUGGAGAAUUCAAUUAUAAAGAAUUUUCGGGACAUCAUACUUUGGAGACGGUACGUAGAUGAUGUUAUUGCAAUUAUAAGACAAAGGAGAAACAAAAAGAUACUCCAAGAAAUUAACAAUUUCCACCCAUCCAUAAAAUUCACCAUCGAAGAAGAAAAAGAAGGACGACUCCCAUUUCUUGAUGUAAUGACCUAUCAAAAGAGUGAUAAUUCAAUUGGACAUCACAUCUAUAGGAAGCCAACCCAUACCAAUCAAUAUCUAAAUUAUGGAUCGUUUCAUCCACAAGCACACAAAAUAGGGGUCACAGAUACACUGUUAACACGUGCAUAUAAGUUAUCUGAUGAACAACAUGUAAACGAUGAAGUAAAUUACACUACACAAGUAUUGAGACAAAAUGGUUAUCCCCAGAGACUGAUCAAUCAACGAAUUCAGAAAAUGAAAUAUAAAAUAACAAAUGGAAUUAAAACCGUCCAAGACAAAGAGAAGAGGAUAAUUCUACCCUGGGCAGAAUGGUAA
Folsomia candida is the source of this 1140-nucleotide messenger RNA. RefSeq lists its product as uncharacterized. Lineage: Eukaryota; Metazoa; Arthropoda; Collembola; Entomobryomorpha; Isotomidae. The transcript is spliced from 2 exons. The record is from RefSeq and is a predicted model, not a curated record. The coding region runs from base 1 to 1140 and encodes 379 amino acids.